This is a messenger RNA of Photinus pyralis (common eastern firefly), 880 nucleotides long. RefSeq names its product farnesol dehydrogenase-like. The record is from RefSeq and is a predicted model, not a curated record. Lineage: Eukaryota; Metazoa; Arthropoda; Insecta; Coleoptera; Lampyridae. The transcript has 4 exons. Bases 80 to 832 code for a protein of 250 amino acids. Gene Ontology annotation, molecular function: oxidoreductase activity.
ACGAAAUUUGAGGCACGCAAGGUCGCUAAAUGUCCAUAUAUUUAUUCUUUUUCCGCGUCUUGAGAAAGAUCAAUCCGAGAUGAAUCGUUGGGAGGGUAAGGUCGCAGUAGUUACGGGUGCCAGUUCGGGAAUUGGGCUUGCAAUUGCCGAACAUUUGGUGAACGUCGGAAUGAAGGUAGUAGGGUUGGCCAGGCGUAAGGAAAAAUUAGAAGAUCUUGAGCGAAAACUCGUCGGGAGGCGAGGGAAGUUUUUUCCGGUUAAAGCGGACGUAACCCAAGAAAACGAAAUUCUGGAAGCCUUUCGCUGGGCGACUAAGAACGUGGGUGCCGUGCACGUCUUGGUGAACAAUGCCGGUAUACUUCGACCGGGCGGACUUAUGGAUGGGCUCAGCGAGCACUGGGUGGAAGUUUUGCACACGAACGUACUGGGAUUGUGCAUCGCGACGAGGGAGGCCGUGAAGAUUAUGCGCGACAAUAAAAUUGACGGGCACGUUAUACACAUUAACAGCAUCGCAGGCCAUCGCAUCCCCGACUUUCCGGAGGUUAACGUCUACCCUGCGACCAAACACGCAGUCAGUGCCUUAACCGAGAUCCUACGUCACGAACUGAAUCAUGCCGGAAGCAGGAUUAAAAUAACGAGCAUCAGUCCUGGGUUGGUAAGAUCCGAGAUUCUUGUGGCAAGUCAGAGAUCUCCGGAAAUGAUACAAGCUAUGGACGCUAUGCCAAUUUUGGAAGCGGCGGAUAUCGCCGAAGCCGUUUUGUACGUUUUAGGCACUCCUCCGCACGUUCAGAUUCACGAGCUUAUCAUACAGCCUGUAGGUGAAAAACUGUAAGCAUUGUAAAUAAAUAAAAGGACAAACGUUCGUACCUAUACACAGCAA